This is a messenger RNA of Aethalodelphis obliquidens (Pacific white-sided dolphin), 1068 nucleotides long. It is a transcript of the gene TAS2R38, whose product is annotated as taste 2 receptor member 38. Gene Ontology annotation, biological process: detection of chemical stimulus involved in sensory perception of bitter taste; sensory perception of taste; G protein-coupled receptor signaling pathway. Gene Ontology annotation, cellular component: membrane. NCBI's taxonomy places the organism in Eukaryota, Metazoa, Chordata, Mammalia, Artiodactyla, Delphinidae. The record is from RefSeq and is a predicted model, not a curated record. Gene Ontology annotation, molecular function: bitter taste receptor activity; G protein-coupled receptor activity.
GAAUGUACACUUACCCUUCUCUGCUGGGCGGUGUUUGAGUCUUAGAUUAGCCAAGUAAGAAGAGACAUCAUGGUGACUCUGACUGCCACUGUAACUGUGCCCUAUGAAGUCAGGAAUGCAUUUCUGUUCUUUUCAGUCCUGGAGUUUGCAGUAGGGAUCCUGGUCAAUGCCUUCAUUUUCUUGAUGAAUUUUUGGGUCGUGGUGAGGAGGUGGCCACUGAGCAACUGUGAUCUUGUCCUGCUGAAUCUCAGCCUCACCUGGCUUUUCCUGCACGGGCUGCUCUUUCUGGAUGCCAUCCAGCUUACCCACUUCCAGUGGAUAGAAGACCCGCUGGGCCUCUGCUACCAGACCAUCCUCAUGCUCUGGAUGCUCGUAUAUCAAGCUGGCCUCUGGCUCACCACUUGCCUUAGUCUCCUCUACUGCUCCAGGACUGUCCAUUUCUUUCACACCUUCCUCCUCCGCUUGGCAAGCUGGAUCUCCAGGAAGAUCCCCCAGAUGCUCCUGGGUGCUACUCUUUCCUCCUGUGUCUGCACUGUUCUCUAUUUGUGGGACUUUUUCAAUAGAUCUCACUUCUCAGUUGCAACCAUGCUACUCAUGAAUAACAAUACUCAAUAGAAACUGAGAAAACUCAAUUUCUAUCAUUCCUUCCUCUUCUGCAGCCUGGGGUCCACCCCUUCUUUCUUGCUUUUUCUGGUUUCUUCUGGGGUGCUGAUUGUCUCCCUGGGGAGGCACAUGAGGACAAGGAGGGCCAAAACCAGAGACUCUCGGGACCCCAGCCUGGAGGCCCACAUCAAAGCACUGGGUCUCGUCUCUUUCUUCUACCUGUAUAUGGUAUCCUUCUGCGCUGGCUUCAUCUCGGUGCCUUUGCUGAUGCUGUGGCACAACAAGAUCGGGGUCAUGGUCUGUGCAGGGAUACUGGCAGCCUGCCCCUCGGGGCACACAGUCAUCCUGAUCUCAGGCAAUGCCAAGCUGAAGAGAGCCGUGGAGACCAUUCUGCUCCGGGCUCAGAGCAGCCUAAAGGUAAGGGCGGACCGCAAGGCAGAUCCCAGGAUGCCAGAUCUAUGUUGA